Molecule: messenger RNA, 2270 nt
Organism: Heteronotia binoei (common prickly gecko)
Lineage: Eukaryota; Metazoa; Chordata; Lepidosauria; Squamata; Gekkonidae
Gene: NABP2
Product: nucleic acid binding protein 2
Exons: 6
Coding region: 78-716 (212 amino acids)
Biological process (GO): double-strand break repair via homologous recombination; response to ionizing radiation; mitotic cell cycle checkpoint signaling
Cellular component (GO): SOSS complex
Molecular function (GO): DNA binding
Source: RefSeq, a predicted model, not a curated record
UUUUGUUUUGCUGGCUGGUUUUAAAAUGUUUUACAAAAACCAUUUACUCAGAUAUCGGAAAUCAAAAGGCAUUGAACAUGACGACAGAAACCUUUGUGAAGGAUAUUAAACCAGGCUUGAAAAACCUAAACCUUAUAUUCAUUGUACUGGAGACAGGUCGGGUAACCAAGACAAAGGAUGGGCAUGAAGUACGGACAUGUAAAGUGGCAGACAAAACUGGCAGCAUAAACAUCUCUGUGUGGGAUGACGUUGGCAACCUAAUUCAGCCAGGAGACAUCAUCCGACUCACCAAAGGGUAUGCAUCAAUUUUCAAAGGCUGCCUGACUCUGUACACUGGACGUGGAGGAGAUCUGCAGAAAGUUGGAGAGUUUUGUAUGGUUUAUUCUGAAGUGCCAAAUUUCAGUGAGCCAAACCCAGAGUAUGUGGCCCAACAGUCACAAAACAAAAAUACACAGAAUGACAAUUCAGCACCUGCAGCCUCUCAAACUGUACCAGGCCCCUCCUCCUCAGCAGCAGCAGCCUCUGACAACCAGAAUGGCAAUGGAUUGAUUACCCCCAGCAGCUCCACACACCCACCAACUGUUCCCACCCAUCCCACCAGUGGUCGCAUCACCCGGAGCCAGCCCAACCACCAGAGUGGAGGGUCAUUGGGAACAACUUCCUCUUCCAACCCAGUCAGCAAUGGCAAAGAGACACGGCGAAGCAGCAAGAGAUAAUGGGUGCAGGACUAGAGGGCAGCUCUUCUUUUACCAUCUGCUUGUUACCUUUUUACCUUCUACUGACCUAACCCUGAGGCAAGCAGUAGAUAGUGAGAAGAGAUGGACACUAGGCUGGAGCACAGACUAUGAAACCAGCUUAAUUUUAGCCACUGAAACGUACUUUUAACAUGUGAUGCUGAACACUGGGUGAGGAAUAUAGUCUUCAGCAUAUUUAUAUUUGUAUUUCAUGUAAAAGUUGUACUUUUCAGGACUCCCUACACAUGUAUACAACAUUUUCAUUCUCUGCAGGAAAUUGGCACAAUUACUCUUUCAUCUUUGUCUGAUUUUUGUCACACCAUUUAUCUGCUCAUAUCACUUCCCUGCCUUAUGGGCAUGUGUCCUUGAAUUUAGCUCCAUUUAGACUUCUGCAAUCCUUAAAAACCAUUUAUUGACAUGGUAGAUUCGUAGUGAGGUUUGUGAAACUAUCCUGGAUUGAAUCGUUUUAAGGUUGCGAACAAAAAGACAGCUAUGCUUGAAUAUCUAUGAAGUGCUUAGCUCUCAGAAUAUCUUUUACAUGGGAAAGGGGUAUAGCAAAUCGCACACAAAUUUAUGCAACCUUUUCCAAGCCAAACUAAUACUAUCUCUAGGUCACCAAUAAGAUCACGUGUUGUUUUUUUCCACAAAGACAUUUUUGAUAGCUUGAAGCAUCCUGUGGGUAGGCUUCCAUUCCAUAGAUGUAAUGAUGUUAGAUUAGAAGUGUGGGGAAACUGACAAGCAGGUUUUUAAUUGUUCUGAAAAACUAACACUUUAUUGUUGUUUUUGUGCUAGAUGGCUAAAUUAGAUUGUAUGUUUUUAUUCCAGUACACUUCAAUGUGGCUGGCAUCACAGUUUAGUGGGUCAGAUGGUCACUGGCUCCUUGGCACAUUAAAGCGCCAACCAGGAACCUGUGCCGCCAUCUUUGUUCUUAUUUAGUGCAAGGUCCUCAGAGAUGUUGCAUGUUGUUUCUGGCCUUUCCAAGCCUUAUGUGAAGAAAGUAUUAUUCUCACACUCCCCUGAGACACGGCAAGGGUCUCUGGAGCAUUCUCAGUUCUUGAGCUCUGUGCUCCUCUUUGGCCAGGCCUCCACUCCCACCUGAGAAACUGAAGGGUCUACCCAAGGUGAGGGGCUCCAAGGGCUUUUAAAAAGCUAUAGCAGUUAGUGGCCUGGAGGAACAUGAGUUAUGACCUACAUUGUAAAUGAAAUUGUAAACUUUGAGAAUAGGAUGGGAUUUUAAAACGUUUGCCCAAGUUUUAACACAAUUACUUAAAAGUCAAAUGUUUUACAUUUUUUGUAAUUGUAGAUCUAUGGCCAUAAACCAACGAUAUUUAAGAAUAUUUUAAAGGCCCUUUGCUUGGGCCUGAUUCUCUCCAUUCCUGUGCCUCUGUUCUUUUUUCCAGACUAUUAGUAUGAACUACUGGAAAACAGGUUGUGAUGGUGUGGUUGUUUUUACAGGAACAUUACAUUUGUCCACUCUGGUGUGGCUACUUGAGUGUACUAUCAGUGAAUGUUUUGGGAAUAAAUACUUCAAUCAUC